UUGAGGAUUGUUUUUAAAUUUUUCAUUUACUUAAUUUUGUUGUUGGUUUUUCUUUAGUUUAUCUCCUAAAUGUCAUAUUAUGAUAAUGAUCAAAACGGUGAUGAAGGAAUUGUUGGCACACCAUUCCCGGCAUUAGAAGCUGAUGAAAUCGUUUCUCGAAAACCCGAUAUCGAUCAAACGGUACGAGAUGAACGUGGAAGACGACGAUUCCAUGGAGCUUUUACCGGUGGUUUCUCCGCCGGUUAUUGGAACACUGUUGGUUCGGCUGAAGGAUUUACACCAAAAAUUUUCAAAUCAUCACGUAAAGAUAAAUUCAAUAAAGAUGAUUUCUUUUCGAAACCAGAAGACUAUAUGGAUGAUGAAGAUUUUGGAUCGUUCGGAAUUGCUCCGAAAAAGAUUCAUACUAAAGAUGAUUUUGUGGAAAAUUUUACCCUAUCAAGUUUAAAAGAUUCUCAUUUGACAUUCGACGAAGUUAUAAGAUCAGUUUUUCAACCCAGUAAAGAAUCGAUUGGAAAGCGAUUAUUCUGCAAAAUGAAAAGAACCGCAAAAUUAGAGCAAAAAGAUUUAUACGAAGAUGAUGAACCUGUUGAUCCGAAAACUAAAUAUAACCGUUUGUUGAUACAAUCGAAAACCAAUCGACACGGUCUUGGUUACAAAGGAAUGUUAAAUUCAGAAAUUUCUGAUUCUACAAGUGAUAAUAAACGGAAACUUGAUUCUGGAAAUGCUGUUUUGGCCACAAUGAAAAGUGGACGUCGAUUAAAAAUUAUUGGUGAAGCUUUUGGCUAUGGAGCGUUAGAAGAAGAUGAUGCUAUGGAUAUCUAUUCGCAUGAUGAUCUAUCAAAAUAUGAUUUUGAGAUAGGACCAGUUGCACAGAAUAAAAAACUUCCAACAAAAAAGCCUUUUUCGACUAAUCCAAAUGCCACAGAGCUUGACGGUUUCACUAAAUUAAAAGAAAAUUUUAAUUUAUUCCAAACUAUCAAAAGUAAAUAUGCGUUACCAGAGUUGCCCAAAGGAUGGAAACCAAGAAAAAUAGCUGAAAUAUCAAAUUUAAAACGACAAUCUAGAUGGGAUGCAAAAAAUAAUCAACCAAUUGAUUCGGUUUCGAAUGUCAAACAACAAAAAGUACUUAAUGCAAAUCUAAGAGCUGUGAUUCUCGGUGAAAAUGUUGUACAUAAAAGUGGUCUUGCUAAAUCUGAGCCAAAUAAAGAAUUAGAAUUUUCUAAAGCGAUCAAACCAACUAAUAUGAUAGCAGCUAAUGUGCCCGUAUCAAAAACUCCUUUGUCGGGAUAUUUUGCAUCAAAAUUUACUCGAAGCUCAUCGACAACGACCGAUGAGGAACAAUUGACAGCAGGUCUUAAUACAUUUGAAAAUGUUUCAAUAACAUCUUUGCAACUAGAUAGAAAACCAGAAACAUCAUCAAAUAAAACAGUUGAGAAUUUAGCUCCAAUAAGAACUGUUUAUGAAUGGCAUCCUCAUAAACUUUUAUGCAAAAGAUUUGGUGUACAAAAUCCUUACCCACAAUUUCCCGAUGUGAUCGGUAUUGUUUGCAUGCGAGAAAGUGAUAAAUCACGUAAUAUGAUUACUCGAACUAAUUCUAAACAAGCUAAUCAAGAGAAAAAAUCUUCAUUUGGAAAUAUUUUUUCUGAAUUAAAUUCAACAAGUGAUAUUCAACCUUCUACAUUAUUGUCGAACAAAACUAGUCAAAGUAAUGAAAGUGAAAAGUGUCCGCCAAUUGUUUACGAAAAAGAUCAGAGACCUGUAUUGGAUGAAAUUACAGAAAACGAAUCCGAACAGCAAUCACAAUUGAUUGAACAAGAAAAAUCUAGACCACCAAUUGAUCUUUUUAAAUCGAUUUUUGCAUCCGACGAAGAGGAAGAUGAUGAAUUAGAAAAUGAAAAUCCCAAUGAAUCAAUAUCAAAAAAUCAAAAUGAUAAUUUAAUUUCCAAACAAUCUGUGGGUAUAUUUGCAGGCAUAGAUUUUGAUCAACUAAAUCAAGAUUUCGAUCCUCGUUUGAAUUCAACAUCGGAUGACACAAAAGAUCAAGAUCUUAAAAAUGUUGACGAGGCUGAUGAUGGUGAUGAUGAAGAAUGUUAUGGACCUGCUCUGCCACCCCAAUUAUCUAAUCCCGAAUCAAUCAAAUUGGCAACCCCAUCGACUCAUACUAUCAAUGAUAAUAAACCUUUAAGGCAUAAAAAAGUAAAAAAAUCGAAAAAAAGUAAAAAAUCUAAAACGAAAAAAUCAUCAUCAAAACAUCAUUAUCAUCGAAAAAAGAAAAGACAACGAACGUCAUCGAGUUCUUCGGAUGGUAGUAAUAAUGAUGACGAUAACGAUAAUGAUUGGCAAGAAUCUGAGAUUGAUCGAAGUGUGAAAGAUAAAUUAAUUGAUUUUAUUAAAAAAGUUAAACAUCGUUAAUGACGAUAAUUAGUUAUUAAUGUGUAUGAUUGUUCGAAUUAUCUUUGUUCGAAA
Molecule: messenger RNA, 2466 nt
Organism: Dermatophagoides pteronyssinus (European house dust mite)
Lineage: Eukaryota; Metazoa; Arthropoda; Arachnida; Sarcoptiformes; Pyroglyphidae
Product: G patch domain-containing protein 1
Biological process (GO): mRNA processing
Cellular component (GO): nucleus
Molecular function (GO): RNA binding
Source: RefSeq, a predicted model, not a curated record